Molecule: messenger RNA, 2228 nt
Organism: Limanda limanda (common dab)
Lineage: Eukaryota; Metazoa; Chordata; Actinopteri; Pleuronectiformes; Pleuronectidae
Product: nephronectin
Exons: 13
Coding region: 1-2088 (695 amino acids)
Cellular component (GO): membrane
Molecular function (GO): calcium ion binding
Source: RefSeq, a predicted model, not a curated record
AUGAUAACCCGGGUCAGCCUGGUUCUUCUGUCCUGGAUGUUAACAUGGAGCAGAGCUCAGCUGCUGGAUUCGAACAGCUGGGCGGCCCGGGCCUGGUUGUCCGAUGGUCUCUGUCGCUAUGGCAACAGCGUGGAUUGUUGCUGGGGCUGGACACAGACGGACGGAGGACGUUGUCAACCUCACUGUCAGCAGGGCUGUAAACACGGAGAGUGUGUCGGACCAGACAGAUGUAAAUGUCACGCCGGAUACAGUGGCAAGGCCUGUAACCAAGAUCUGAACGAGUGUGGUCUGAAGCCUCGGCCCUGUAAACAUCGCUGCAUGAACACACCGGGCAGCUACAAGUGUUACUGUCUGGACGGAUACACACUGCAGCCGGACGGCAGCUGCAAGAAUACGCUGACCUGUUACUAUGCCAACUGUCAGUAUGGCUGUGCGGUAUCAAAGGGGGUGGUCCGCUGCACCUGUCCGUCGCCAGGGUUACGGCUGGGACCAGACAGACGAACCUGUAUCGACAUCGAUGAGUGUGCGUCCGGCGGCGGCGUGUGUCCUCGGCGCAGGAAGUGCGUGAACACAUUUGGGAGCUUUUUGUGUAAAUGUCACCUCGGCUUCAAACUCACGUACAUGAACGGACGCUACGCGUGCAUCGAUAAAGACACGCGUCCCUUCUGCUCUCUGAACCCGUCCUCUCCCAAGUGCAGGUGUAAAGAUGGCGGCUGUAAAGCUCUACCCAGAGUCACUCUGGAGCCUCCGAGACCAAGAACUACAAUUCCCAUCAUCCCCUUCUCCACUGCUGCUCCUCUUACAACUACCACAGCUCAGCCUGUCACCACCACCACCACCACCGCAGCAACUACUCUACCGGCUACGUCUGCAGCUACAACUACCACCGCAGUACCGACUACUACCACUACUACACCUGUCACUACCACUACUACACCUGAUACUACUACACCGGUUACUACUACAUCUGUAACUACACCUGAUACUACUACACCUGUAACUACUACACCUGCAACUACUACACCUGUAACUACACCUGAUACUACUACACCUGUAACUACUAAACCUGCAACUACUACACCUGUAACUACACCUGAUACCACUACACCUGCAACUACUACACCUGUAACUACACCUGAUACUACUACACCUGUAACUACUACACCUGUAACUACACCUGAUACUACUACACCUGUAACUACACCUGUAACUACACCUGAGACUACUACACCUGUUACUACUACACCUGUAACUACACCUGAUACUACUACACCUGUAACUACACCUGAGACUACUACACCUGUAACUACUACACCUGUUACUACUACACCUGUAACUACACCUGAUACUACUACUACAACUGUAACUACUUCACCUGUAACUACACCUGUGACUACACCUGCUACUACUACACCCGUUACUACUACACUUGUAACUUCACCUGAUACUACACCGACGCUGCCCACCACCAUCUCCAUGGUAACGACUACAUUGAACAACAGGAUCAACAAAGACGUGACCCUCAAGCAGAGAGGAGACGUGCACAUCCCUCGACAUCCCGACCUCAACCAGGUGUGGGAGUUUGAUAUCGAGCUCGGAAACACCUCUGACGACGCCAAAGACGAUCCCGAUGCUGGUGUGCUCCACUGUACCUUCGACCACGGACUCUGUGAUUGGUUGUCAGACAGAGAGGGAGAUCUUCACUGGGAAACGUCUCAUAACCCUGCAGGUGGACAUUACCUGUCCGUCCCAGAGCUGAAGGCGGGACAGAGGAGCAUCCGCGGCGCCCGAUUGGCUGUCCAAAUCCUCCCAUCCUGGAGCCAUGGCGACCUGUGCUUCUCCUUCUCCCAUUGGCUGACAGGGCAUCAUGUGGGCGUGAUGCAGCUGUUCACCAGGAAGAGAGGACGAGGUCAAAGAUAUAGCCCCGCCCUCUGGAGCAGGACAGGUGGGCACGGCUGGAGACACACCCAGGUUACCUUGACAACGCAUCGUCUGGACAGGGUGUUGUUAAAGGCGGAGCGACGAGUCGGACGGCGAGGACAAAUCGCUGUUGAUGAUGUCACUCUGAGGCAGGGGGCGUGUCGAUGACAUCGCCUGACACCGAGUGGUCGUCGCUGAGCGAAGUGGAUUUAACCAUCUACGUUUUGUACAGUGUAAAGAACCGAGCAGCUUCGGGGGGGUUUCACCCUGAAACUUAAAAAGUUCAUCGCUGAGAUUUAAUGUUUGAA